Ananas comosus (pineapple) is the source of this 1405-nucleotide messenger RNA. Its product is annotated as probable protein phosphatase 2C 34. Gene Ontology annotation, biological process: protein dephosphorylation. Gene Ontology annotation, molecular function: protein serine/threonine phosphatase activity. The coding region runs from base 233 to 1297 and encodes 354 amino acids. The record is from RefSeq and is a predicted model, not a curated record. Lineage: Eukaryota; Viridiplantae; Streptophyta; Magnoliopsida; Poales; Bromeliaceae. The transcript is spliced from 5 exons.
AGCAUCCCUAGCACACAACAAAAGAAGCUCUUUUGAAGCUCUCCCAUGAAUUAUCCACAGCAUCUCCUCAAUCCAAUCCCCUACAACCUCUUCAAAUCGCUUCUUUCGAUCCAAAGUCGCUUCUUUUCCACCACCCAGAUCAUGGAACGAGAGGCGAAUUGAGGAGUUGGUAGUUAAUUUGGGUUCAUUUGAGGAUUUGGAUCGUGGUGGGAUUCUAAAAUCUAGGGCACGAAUGCGGCAGUUCUCUUCGCUGUGGAAUGGAUUGGCCAAGUCCUUGUACGCGGGGAAGGGGAGGACGAGGAAGGAGGAAGGGGGGAGGGAGGCGGCGGAGGAGCUCGCGAGGGAGGCGAAGAGGAACGACAUGGUAUUGAGAUCGUCGGGGACGGUGCGGGGCGAGGGGUCGAAGAGUUUCGCUUCGGCGUAUUCGCAGAGAGGGGAGAAGGGGUCGAACCAGGAUUGCUCUAUUGUGUGGGAGGAAUUUGGAUGCCAAGAAGACAUGAUCUUCUGCGGAAUUUUCGACGGUCACGGCCCCUGGGGCCACUAUGUGGCGAAAAGGGUCCGGAAAUCGCUUCCUCCGUCUCUGCUUUGCAAUUGGCAAGAAGCACUUGCCUUGGCUUCUCUAGUAGUUGAUAAAAAGCUCUGCCAUUUCGACUUAUGGAAGCAGUCGUAUCUCGCGGCAUCUGCGACGGUCGAUGGGGAGCUCGAGCAUGAUCGCAGGCUCGACGCCUUCCACAGCGGCACCACCGCAUUGACGAUUGUCAAACAAGGUGAUCUUAUGGUAAUUGCGAAUGUUGGUGAUUCUCGUGCGGUCUUGGCUACAACUUCUGACAAUGGAAGUUUAGUUCCCAUCCAACUCACCGUUGAUUUUAAACCGAAUUUACCUCAGGAAGCAGAACGAAUAACUCGCUGCAACGGACGCAUAUUUUGUUUGACUGAUGAACCGGGUGUACAUAGGAUUUGGUUACCAAAUGAGGAGGCACCGGGAUUAGCGAUGUCGAGAGCAUUCGGAGAUUACUGCAUCAAGAAUUAUGGCCUCAUAUCUGUGCCUGAAGUGACUCAGAGGAGAAUAACUAGUAGAGAUCAGUUCAUCAUUCUCGCCACGGACGGGGUUUGGGAUGUGAUUUCGAACCAAGAAGCUGUGCGGAUUGUUUCAUCGACAAAGAAAAGAGGCAAGUCGGCGAAACGGCUGGUGGAGUGCGCGAUUCGCGCAUGGAAGUGCAAAAGGAAGGGAAUAGCAGUUGAUGAUUGUUCAGCAAUAUGUCUCUUUUUCGACUCCUUCCCAUCCUUAGAAUGUUGAUUUCCUCAUUCAACAUGUAAAACAGAUAAUAAUGACAUCUAAUUCAUAUGUUUCCAGAUUUGUUCUCUUCAUUUAUUAAAUUUAGUUGUAUCUUCUUUUUUCAAUCAA